Molecule: messenger RNA, 1155 nt
Organism: Pestalotiopsis fici W106-1
Lineage: Eukaryota; Fungi; Ascomycota; Sordariomycetes; Amphisphaeriales; Sporocadaceae
Exons: 4
Coding region: 1-1155 (384 amino acids)
Molecular function (GO): FAD binding
Source: RefSeq, a predicted model, not a curated record
AUGCGCGAGAAUGAGCGCGACUGGGGCAUAGCCUGUCAUUGGUCAGCGCCUAUUCUCGCCGAGCUCAUGGGGCCCGAAAAGUGGUCGCGGAUGCAGAGUGUUCAGUGCGAUCCCAACUUCAAGACGCCCGACGUGGAUGCGCCCAACGUCUACAACGGGGCGACGGGCGAGGUGGUGAAUCAGCUGCACUUCCCCAAGGUGUAUCGAUUCCUGCGGUCGCGGUUGCGGGCGCUGCUGGCUGAGGGUAUCAAUGUGUGCUUUGGCAAGCGUCUGACGUCGCUGACAUAUCACCAACAACCUCCCUCCUACGUGACGGCUCACUAUGAAGACGGCACCUCGGAACGAGCGCGCCUCGUCAUUGGCGCCGACGGGAGCAACUCAAUCACCCGGCACCUGCUCGUGGGCCCGGAGCGCGCCAAGCUCAAGCAGCUGCCCUUUAACGCCGUUUUCAUCAAUGCGUCGUACACGCGCGAGCAGGCCCAGUUCCUGCGCUCCUUUCACCCCAUCACCAGCGUCAUUGUGCAUCCGGACAACCUCAUGGCGGUCUUGAUGCUGCUGGACGCGCCCGAGCAGGACAAGCCCGAAGAGUGGCGCUUCACCUUUUACAUUUCGUGGCGGACGCCCGUCGAGCAGCAAGAGGCCGAGGCCCAGGUCAUGGGCAUUCCCGAGCGCCUGCAGCAGGCCCUCGAUAAGUCCAAGGCCUAUGCCGACCCCAUUCGCAGCGCCCACGCAUGGCUCCCCGACAAUCAUGACAAGGUCUAUUGGACGCGCAACAUGAACUGGGAUCCGAGCCUGCCCGAGCACGCCUGGGAUAACCACGGCGGCUUGGUCACGCUGGCGGGUGACGCGGCUCACGCCAUGACCUAUCACCGCGGACAGGGCUUGAACCAUGCUCUAGACGAUGCUGGAAAGCUUGUCAAACUCUUGACCGGUUCGAGCGGUAGAAGCCAGAGCGAGAUCAUUGAUGUCUAUGAGACGGAGAUGCGUGCCCGCGCCGGCGAGGAGGUGCGCCUCAGUGAGAUGAACUCGUACAUGUUACACGACUGGUCCCAGGUCAAGCAAAGUCCACUGAUAACUCGUCAGCUGGCCAAGGGAUCGCGCGACGAGCCGCCAGCAGUGACAGACGGGACAUGUGAAGCGAACAAUUCAACUUAG